GAGGGCGGGGCGCGGGAAGGGGGAGUGUCUGCCCGCCGCUGCCACCGCCGCCGCCUCCGCUCUCCCGCUGCCGCUGCUGCCGCCGGGGCUGAGGAGUUCGCCCCAGCCCUGCCCUCCGAGCCGGCCUGCGCUUCCCGCCCGGACGGAGGGCGCUCAGCCCCGCGCGAGUCGGGCAGGGACGCGGGAGUCGCCUCGGCCCGUGGAGCGGCGGGGACGGCCCCGGCACCCACCCCUACCCCCGCCCCCACCCCUUCUCCCCUCCCUGACCCCUUCUUUCCAUCGCCCCAGUCAUGGGGAACGCGGCGACCGCCAAGAAAGGCAGCGAGGUGGAGAGCGUGAAAGAGUUUCUAGCCAAAGCCAAAGAAGACUUUUUAAAAAAGUGGGAAAAUCCUGCUCAGAAUAAUGCUGGACUCGAGGAUUUCGAAAGGAAAAAGACCCUCGGAACAGGUUCAUUUGGAAGAGUAAUGCUGGUGAAACAUAAAGCCACUGAACAGUAUUAUGCCAUGAAGAUCUUAGAUAAACAGAAGGUUGUUAAACUGAAGCAAAUAGAGCAUACUUUGAAUGAGAAAAGAAUAUUACAGGCAGUGAAUUUUCCUUUUCUUGUUCGACUGGAGUAUUCUUUUAAGGAUAAUUCUAAUUUAUACAUGGUUAUGGAAUAUGUUCCUGGGGGAGAAAUGUUUUCACAUCUAAGAAGAAUUGGAAGAUUCAGUGAACCUCAUGCCCGGUUCUAUGCAGCCCAGAUAGUGCUAACAUUUGAGUACCUCCAUUCGCUAGACCUCAUCUACAGAGAUUUAAAACCUGAAAAUCUCUUAAUUGACCACCAAGGUUAUAUCCAGGUCACAGACUUUGGAUUUGCCAAAAGAGUUAAAGGAAGAACUUGGACAUUAUGUGGCACUCCAGAAUACUUGGCUCCAGAAAUAAUCCUCAGCAAGGGCUACAAUAAGGCAGUGGACUGGUGGGCAUUAGGAGUGUUAAUCUAUGAAAUGGCAGCUGGCUACCCCCCAUUCUUUGCAGACCAACCAAUUCAGAUUUAUGAAAAGAUUGUUUCUGGAAAGGUCAGAUUCCCAUCACACUUCAGCUCAGAUCUCAAAGACCUUCUACGGAAUCUGCUGCAAGUGGAUUUAACAAAGCGCUUUGGAAACCUAAAGAAUGGUGUGAGUGAUAUAAAGACUCACAAGUGGUUUGCCACCACAGAUUGGAUUGCUAUUUACCAGAGAAAGGUUGAAGCUCCAUUCAUACCAAAGUUUAGAGGCUCUGGAGAUACCAGCAACUUUGAUGACUAUGAAGAAGAAGAUAUCCGUGUCUCUAUAACGGAAAAAUGUGCAAAAGAAUUUUGUGAAUUUUAAGGAGGAGCAACAAGAAGAUAUCAGAUGUCACACUCAAUCUUUGCACUCUGUUGAGAGAUAAGGUGGAGCGGAGACCGUCCUUGUUGAAGCAGUUGCCUAGUUCCUUCAUUCCAGCGACUGAGUGAGGUCUUUCUUACCAUCAUCUGUGUGUGCACUCUGCAUCCACCAAUGUAACAAGGCACCGCUAAGCAUUGUCUGUGCCAUAACACAGAACUAGACACUUUCCUGCUUCUCUUUGGUUUGUCUUUCUCCUCUCCUCCUACAUCCAUUUCUUCCCUUUUUCAUUCUCAUUAAUUUUUUUCCCCAACCAGUGCUCAAUUUUAUUUUAUUGGUGUUUCAGAUGGGCAGUGUUACAGCUCUAUGAUAUUUGAAGGGAAGUGUUGCUUUUAGUAGUUCUUGCCAGUAUUUUUGUUGGUCAAUGGCUUGAAGAUAUACAUUCUAAUGAUUUUUUUUAUUUGAGUAGCUCAGACCCAAUUUUGCAAAAAUUUUAGAUAGUUUUUGAAGGCAGAAUGUCUUACUACAAAGGAAGUGUACACAAAGUAAACAAUAAAUUUCUCAGAGCUCACUGUUCUGGCAAUAAAUUGGAAUAUGCUAAUAUAGAGAAUAGCUAGAUUUGGCAAUUUGGAUUCCUCUAGAUCAGAGUUCUUUUUCCCCUUACUUCCUUUUAUAUCAUCCUCCUCUUGAGUGACCAGCCUGUUCAGUGUGACAAUUGUGUCUCGUUUAUAGAAAGGAAGGACUAAUGAAAACGAUAAUCAUGAACCAGAUUCUUUCUCUUGGUACCAGCUUUUCUGUCGGUAUUAGGGAAGAGUUCAAGAUUUAUAAACCUAACUCUUCUGUAAGGAUUUUAGCCAGUAUUUUUUAAUAGAACAUGACUAAUAAAAGUGACAAAUUUUAAAUUUUCUCAAAUAAUCCUUAUUGUACGCUUUUUAAAGGAAAAGAAACUAAAAAAGAUAAUUAAUGUGGACAAUACUUUGUUAAGUUAAACAGAUAGCUUGAUUCUUGAAAACCUGUAGACAUGCUCCUCUUUAAAUGAGGCUUUUUGUUUUCCGUUGCUUCGCUUUCUAACAGUUAAAAGAGAAAGAAGUUGUUGCCAGGUCAUUGACUCAGUGUACUAUAUUUGUUAGCAUAAGAUAGAGGCACUGUUGCAACUUCUGCUUUCAACCUAUGCCUCAUCAAUGAGGAAAGGGGACAAAGUUUAUAGAACUGCCACAAUUGUAUUUUAAUUUUGUGGUGUGAUAUUUUUAGAUAAGUCAUAAUUUCUAACUGUUUCCUUUCAGUAAACAGAAUGUAUGAUCAUGCAGAUACAAAUUUAGCAUCUGAGUUUAGGGUUUUUUUUAUAUACUUUUUUUUUGCCAACUGAUUUAACAACAUUGCUGUCAUGUGGAAAUUUCAAGCACUUUUGCACAUUUAGUUCAGUGUUUGUUGAGAACCAAUGGCUUAAUUUCGUUUUCAAAAUACUUUUUUUUUUUUGCUUUUCAAUCUUCCCAUCUAGUUUUAUUCCUAUGUGUCAGUGACCUAUCUUAAAACAACACACCAAAACAUUUUCAGACAAACAGCAUUCAUUUUUUAUGAUCAAUUUACAUGCACAUAAAUGGAAUUGUUUUUAAUCAAAUUGAUCUUAAUGUAUAUAAACAUUUUACUUGCUUCAUUAUCGGUGCAGGUAGGUCACUGACUCUACUUUUCAUCCAUACUACACUCUUGUAAAACCUUUGAAGACAUUGAAAAAGCCUGCCUGAGAUGUUCUCUGCAUUAAUCUGUAUGUUUUUGGGUUGUCAAGUGUUUAUGCAUGGUUUUGUCACUUAAAGGCUGAUACUGAUUUCAGUUGGCCCACCUAUAUUUAAAUUGUGCAAGAAUAAUAUGAAAUACUUUGCUGUAUCAAGUUUUAAGUAACAAAGAUAUAUCAUCAUGUUAAUAACUUUCAGACAUAAUUUGUAUAAAAUAUUUUCAUUCAAUUUUUGUAUCUCAUUUAGACCCCC
Sorex fumeus (smoky shrew) is the source of this 3322-nucleotide messenger RNA. It is a transcript of the gene PRKACB, whose product is annotated as protein kinase cAMP-activated catalytic subunit beta. Gene Ontology annotation, cellular component: nucleus; cAMP-dependent protein kinase complex. The record is from RefSeq and is a predicted model, not a curated record. Gene Ontology annotation, molecular function: ATP binding; cAMP-dependent protein kinase activity. Gene Ontology annotation, biological process: peptidyl-serine phosphorylation. The transcript has 10 exons. Lineage: Eukaryota; Metazoa; Chordata; Mammalia; Eulipotyphla; Soricidae. Bases 291 to 1346 code for a protein of 351 amino acids.